Triticum turgidum subsp. durum (durum wheat) is the source of this 681-nucleotide messenger RNA. The record is from the annotation of a GenBank genome assembly. NCBI's taxonomy places the organism in Eukaryota, Viridiplantae, Streptophyta, Magnoliopsida, Poales, Poaceae.
AUGGUGAAGCUGACAAUGAUAGCACGUGUCACCGAUGGCCUUCCGCUGGCAGAAGGGCUGGAUGACGGGCGGGAUCAGAAGGAUUCUGAUUUCUACAAGCAGCAAGCUAAACUUCUUUUCAAGAACUUGUCAAAGGGGCAACAUGAAGCCUCACGGAUGUCAAUUGAGACUGGAUCAUACUUUUUCCAGUAUCCUUUGUUAAUUAUAUGCAGUUACAUCAUUGAAGGCCGAGUAUGCUAUCUAACAAUGUGCGACCGUUCUUAUCCAAAGAAACUUGCAUUCCAGUACUUGGAAGAUCUGAAAAAUGAAUUUGAGAGGGUCAAUGGGAGUCAAAUUGAAACUGCUGCAAGGCCUUACGCUUUCAUUAAGUUUGAUACAUACAUACAGAAGACUAAGAAACUGUAUUUGGAUACCAGAACCCAGAGGAACAUUGCGAAAUUGAACGAUGAGCUCUAUGAGGUGCAUCAAAUCAUGACUCGCAAUGUUCAAGAAGUUCUCGGUGUCGGUGAGAAGCUAGAUCAGGUUAGUGAAAUGUCAAGUAGGUUGACAUCUGACACGAGAAUCUAUGCUGAUAAGGCAAAGGAUCUCAAUCGCCAGGCCUUCAUUCGGAAGUAUGCUCCGGUUGCCAUUGUGAUUGGGGUUGUAAUAAUACUGUUCUGGGCCAAGAACAAGAUAUGGUGA